AUGUGUAUAGCGGUGUUCAUUUGGGAUUCUCACCCAGUCUAUCCGUUCCUUCUAUUGCUCAACAGAGACGAAUAUCUCUCCCGGCCGACUUCGCCACUGGGAUGGUGGGAAGAUGGUGAAAUACUUGGGGGAAGAGAUGGGGUAGCCGGUGGGACCUGGCUGGCUUGCACGAGGAACGGAAGGCUUGCAUUCGUUACGAAUGUGAGGGAAAUCAAACCAAAUUUCAAGGGCAAGAGCAGAGGAGACCUCUCUGUUCGGUUCUUAAAGAGCAAAAAUAGUCCUAAAGAAUUUGCGGAGGAACUCAAGGGAGAAGCAGACCAGUACCAUGGGUUCAACUUGAUAGUAGCUGAUCUUUGCUCUAUGACCAUGUUGUAUAUAACCAACAGAACAAAGGACAAUGGCCUAUCAGUAAUAGAAGUUUCUCCUGGUAUUCAUGUUUUAUCAAAUGCAAUGCUAGACACUCCAUGGCCCAAGGCUCAAAGGUUGAGGCAUAGUUUCAAGGAUAUGUUGGAUAAAUUUGGUGAAGCUGAAAUUUCUAUUGAAGAGAUGACUGCAAAUCUAAUGAGGGACACUACCAAGGAUGACGAAAUAAAGCUGCCUCACAUUUUUCCUCCUGAGUUUGAAUGUCAGUUGGGUUCCAUAUUUGUUGAGGCAGAUACAUCUUUGGGACGUUAUGGCACAAGGAGCACGUCUGCGGUAGUCUUGAAAACAAGUGGGGAUGCGAGCUUUUAUGAGACACAUAUUGAGAAAGAUUUGUGGAAGGAGCGUAAAAUUUGCUACCAUAUGGAGAAAGAGAAAGCUACACGGUGGGAUAUCAAACAAGGUGGGAAUCUUUUUCAGCAAUGUGGUUCUCAUAUUUACAGAAAAAGGAAAUGCGCAGUGGCAGAUUUUUCGGCAGAUGAGGGGCAGCAAUGGAGCAUCUUCAAAUCUGCUAAUAGAAACACCAAUACUCACUGUAAUGAUGAUGAGAAUGAUAUGGUCAUGCCUGAGGUUUUCUCGGAUGAAGAAGAGAUUGGGGGUGAAACUGGAGAAGGUAUGGAAUUGAAUCAAGAUAUAGUUUUUGAGGACAAAGAAUUCUCAUUCGUAAUGAAUAUCUCAGAAUCUCUUGAAUCCAAAUUAGUGAAGCCAUGGAAACGGGCAGUGGUUGUUAGAUUAUUGGGAUGGACUAUCACCUGA
Molecule: messenger RNA, 1176 nt
Organism: Fraxinus pennsylvanica
Lineage: Eukaryota; Viridiplantae; Streptophyta; Magnoliopsida; Lamiales; Oleaceae
Source: the annotation of a GenBank genome assembly